CGGGACCCGCCCGGGCAGAGCCUGCGAAGUGCCCUGGACUCUGCCACCCGCUGGGCCCCCGGAUCGGCGGUGGCGGGCUGGGGGGAAGUUCGGGCAGUACGGGCUGGCGGCAGGGGACCGGGAAGGCCGCUAGGCCCGGCGGGGUCGAGAUUCGGAGUUGGCGGGUCCGAGGCCCGGCUGGAGAUGCGGAAUCAGAAGCUCGGAGAGGUGAAGUGACCUCCCCGAGGCCGCACAGCUCCUAAGUGGCUGUGACUGAAUUGGAAAGCCGGAGUGCCUGGUUCCAAAUCCGUGCCAAGUUCCAGGAAACAACAGGAGAGGGGAAAGUUAACAGGCCACUGGAGUGACCAGCUGUUUGGAAGUGAAACAGUGCCGAAGGGGGAGCAGAGAGUGAGGGCCAGGCUCCGCGGGGUCAGCUGUACCUGCACCCAGUGCUGAGUUGGUUCCGUGUGGAGCUGCUGAUGGUGGAGACGGUGUCCGGGGCCAGGGGCCCAUUUACAGGGGCCCACACUGGCCCCCAGUUUUCAGCCUUAGGUGUGAACCAGACCCCCAUGGAAGACGGGAGCAUCCAGUGUCGUGAGGUGUGUGGCCUGAACGUCUCUGACCGCUGUGACUUCAUCCGGACCACCCCUGACUGCCACAGCCAAGGGGGUUACCUGAACUACCUCGAGGGCAUCUUCUGCCACUUCCCCCCUAACCUCCUCCCUCUGGCCAUCACCCUCUAUGCUUUCUGGCUACUCUACCUGUUUCUGAUUCUGGGAGUCACAGCGGCGAAGUUUUUCUGCCCUAACUUGUCAGCCAUUUCCACCGUGCUCAAGCUCUCCCACAACGUGGCAGGCGUCACCUUCCUGGCCUUCGGGAAUGGCGCGCCCGAUAUCUUCAGCGCCCUGGUGGCUUUCUCGGAUCCGCGCACAGCCGGCCUGGCCUUCGGGGCGCUGUUUGGUGCGGGUGUGCUGGUUACCACCGCGGUGGCCGGUGGCAUCACCAUCUUGCGCCCCUUCACGGCCGCCUCCAGGCCCUUUCUCAGAGACAUUGUUUUCUACAUGGUGGCCGUGUACCUGGCCUUCACCACACUCUACCUUGGCAGGGUCACACUGGCAUGGGCCCUGGCUUACCUAGGUUUGUAUGUGUUCUAUGUGGUCACCGUGGUUCUCUGCACCUGGAUCUACCGAUGGCAGCGGAAGAGAUCCCUGGUCUACUCCAUGCCAGGCACUCCAGAAAUGCUCUCAGAUUCUGAAGAGGAGCCCGUGUCUUCCAACAGCUAUGACUACAGCGAAGAGUACCGCCCGCUGCUUUUCUACCAGGAGACCACAGUUCAGAUCCUGGCCCGGGCCCUCAACCCCCUGGAUUACAGGAAGUGGAGGAGCAAGUCAGUGUGUUGGAGGGCCCUCAAGGUGGUCAAGCUGCCCGUGGAGUUCCUGAUGCUGCUCACCGUCCCCGUCGUGGACCCCGACAAGGAGGACGGGAACUGGAAACGGCCCCUCAACUGCCUGCACCUGGUCAUCAGCCCGCUGGUCUUGAUCCUGACCCUGCAGUCGGGGGCCUAUGGCGUCUAUGACAUAGGUGGCCUCGUUCCCGUCUGGGUCAUCGUGGUGAUUGCAGGGACAGCCGUGGCUGCAGUGACCUUUUUUGCCACAUCCAACAGCGAGCCCCCCAGGCUUCACUGGCUCUUUGCUUUCCUGGGCUUCCUGACCAGCGCCCUGUGGAUCAACGCAGCGGCCACGGAGGUGGUGAACAUCUUGCGGUCCCUGGGAGUGGUCUUCCGGCUGAGCAACACUGUCCUGGGGCUCACGCUGCUGGCCUGGGGGAAUAGCAUUGGAGAUGCCUUCUCAGAUUUCACACUGGCCCGCCAGGGCUACCCACGGAUGGCGUUCUCAGCCUGUUUCGGCGGCAUCAUCUUGAAUCUGCUGGUGGGAGUGGGGCUGGGCUGCCUGCUUCAGAUCUCCAGGAGCCACGUGGCGGAGGUAAAGCUGGAGCCAGAUGGACUGUUGGUGUGGGUCUUGGUGGGCGCCCUGGGCCUCAGCCUCGUCUGCUCCCUGGUCUCGGUCCCACUGCAGUGCUUCCAGCUGAACAAAGUCUACGGCUUCUGCCUGCUCCUCUUCUAUGUGAACUUCCUCGUGGUGGCCCUGCUGACGGAAUUUGGGGUGAUUCACUUGAAAAGUGCGUGAAUGACGCCACGUGUCCAGGGCCACCUGGUGGCCAGGAGGUGUCACUGCAGGCGGCGAGAUGGACGUCUGGCCUGGGUGGCUGUGAAGGGGGUGGCUGGGGGCGGCAGGGACCGCUGCCUCUGCUGGAGGUUCCUGGCUGCCACCUGUGCAGGGAGAACAGCUAGGCCUUGUUUCUGGGAAAUCGGAGACCCGGCUGUGCUGUGCACAGAGCUGCAGACAGAAGGUAGACUUCCUUGGAUUAUCCGUGGAGCCUCUCAGAGGCUGAGUGCCUUCCGGCCGGUGUCAAAACACCAACAGAGUGUUCUAGGGCCUGUAGUCAUGCCCUGCUGCCUUCCUGCUUCUUCUCCUGAGUGCUCACUCAGACUGCUGUCAACCCCAGGCUUAGGGUGUCAGGGCGACUCAGAUGGCGGGCAGAACAUGGUGGGCGUCCGGCCAUCCCGGGCUGUGUCCUAGAGCUGUCCCGUCCGACAGAAAUGAAACGUGAGACACAUGCCGAAUUUUGAAAUUUCUAGUCGCCACGUUAAUAAAAGCCAAAAGAAACAGGCCCUAUAUUAUAUGUAUUAUUCAGUGGCUCCAAAAUAGCAGCGUAUGGCACUGGCCCCAUUAUGGCCACCAUAUUGGACGGCACAGCUCCGGCCUCUACCUCUCGAACUGUCCGCUGGCUGUUGGCUGACUCCCCUGUGCCCUGAACCUCGGGUUUCCCCAGCUGUGAAACAGGCAUCAGUUGGACUGUGCCCUGUCCUCCCUCAGGGGGAGCCCAGGGCCGGGGUUCCAAUGCCCGGAAGCUCUAGGGAGGACGGAGAGAGUGCUCCCCAGUGCCUUCCUGCUGUCAGCUACAGACCUGCCUUUUCAAGGAGCAACCGUUCAGUUUGCCCAACUGCCUUCUGUCAGCAGCUGCAGAAAAGCAAUUCAACUUAUUUUUUCCCCCAGUGAAAAAAAUGAUUAAAUAUUUCACGUGUACUGAAAGCAGCA
Callorhinus ursinus (northern fur seal) is the source of this 3137-nucleotide messenger RNA. NCBI's taxonomy places the organism in Eukaryota, Metazoa, Chordata, Mammalia, Carnivora, Otariidae. The record is from RefSeq and is a predicted model, not a curated record.